AUGACGAAGCACAAGAGCAAGGAUAAAGCUCCACCAUCUGCAGCAGAAAACCAGCAAACCCCCAGCGUGAAGAAGGAUAAGAAGCAAACCAACCUAGAAGCAGCGAUGGCGCAGGCGGAGCAGCUAAGCGUUCUCGUUCACCGUCGCGGGUUGGCAAAAGGUAAGCUCACUAGAUUAUUCAAUAACCUCCCUGACGAUGAUGAAGAAGCGCCACAGUUAAGUGAGGCACAGAUCCGCCACUAUGUUAAGAAAGUGGAGGCAGUGCAGAAGGAGUACACCGAGGUCCAUGAACGAAUCCUUGCGCUUGUUCCUGCCGAUAGCAGAGACAGCCACGACCAACACUAUGUGGAAUUUGACGAACUUCAGGAUGAAAUAUCCGUGAAGCUGGAAGAGGAAUUGGCCAGGUGUGCAAACACCAUGCCUACGUCAAGAGCUACCUUUGUCCCUGCUCAAGCUCCCAUUCUUGUUCAUCAACCCCUCAAGAUCCCAAUCCCCACUUUUGACGGCCGGUAUGAAAGCUGGCCUAAAUUUAAAGUUAUGUUCAAGGACCUGGUGGAUAAGACUCCCGACCCCCCAGCCGUCAAGCUUUACCACCUCGAUAAGGCCUUGACGGGAAGUGCAGCUGGAAUAAUAGAUGCCAAGACCAUUAGUGAGGGGAACUACAACCAUGCCUGGGAGAUUCUUGAGGAACGGUAUGAGAACAAAAGGCAUGCCAUCGACAAGCACAUCCAUGGUUUGUUACACCUCAAGAAAAUGUCCAAGGGAACCUACGACGAGCUAAGAAGUUUGCUGGAUGAGUGCUCCAAACACGUCGAGAGCUUGAAGUUCUUGGAGCAGGAGUUCCUAGGAGUCUCGGAGCUGAUUCUGGUCCAUGUGCUGGCUGCGGCCUUGGACAAAGAGAUUCGACGACGCUGGGAGCAUACGGUUAAGCACGGUGAGCUUCCCACGUACGAUGCAAUGAUGGAGUUCUUGAAGGAGGAGUGCUUCACCAUGGAAAGGUGUGAUGGACCAACAACGAAGGCAGCACCAGCUCAAGCGAAAGUUUCCACUGGAGCCGCCAGAUCAAGCCAGAAGUCAGUUGCAGCAGUCACGACAGCCUCGGAUCCGAAGUGCGACUUUUGUGGUAAGGGUCAUCUCAACUUUGCUUGUCCGGAGUUCAAGGAGCUUUCCGUUCAGCAGCGGUUGGCCAAGGUCAAGGAGCGUAAUGCGUGUUUCAACUGUCUGAAGCGCGGACAUCGAGGUAGCAGCUGCCCGUCGGAUAAGACUUGUAACCGAUGCAAGCGUCGGCACCACAGUCUGCUGCAUGCAGAGGAGAAACCGAAGCCAGCUGUCUCCGAAGAUCCGCAGUCGAAGCCCGCACCCCAACCGUCGAAGAGUGAAGAUCAGCCGAAGCCACCUGAAGAAGCCACGUCCGCCAGCUGCUGCAGUGAAAAGGUGUUACCCCACCAAGUGUUCCUCCUAACAGCAGUGGUGGAUGUUAUUGACAAAAACCACAAAACCCACCCCUGCCGAGUUUUAUUAGACAGUGCUUCGCAAGUAAAUCUCAUCUCUAAGCAAAUGGUUGAGUCCUUGGGGUUGAACACGAGUCCGUCUAGUGCCGUCGUUGCUGGGGUAAAUGACACCAAGAGCCACGUUUCAAGAAGCAGUAUUGUACACAUCCGGUCAAGGUAUUCAGGAUUCAGCGCCAAUGUCAAGUGCUUGGUGGCUGAGAAGGUUACGUCGGAUUUGCCGUCCUCGACCGUCAGUAUUCGGGAAUGGGAAAUUCCACCUGGUGUCCAACUGGCUGACCCGCAGUUCUACCAAUCGGGAAGGGUUGACUUGCUGCUAGGUAACCAGUUAUUCUUGAAGCUUCUUAUGUCUGGAGAGGUUCAACUGGCGGACAAUCUUCCUUGUCUGCGCGAGACCCAAUUGGGCUGGGUCGUAGGAGGUGUUUGUGAUGACGCGAUGUAUGGUUCCAUAGUUCAUUCGCACUCACUAACAAUUGAGGAGUUGAAUCGUACCGUCCAAAGGUUCUGGGAAGUUGAGGAGGUUUCGAGCGUGCCGGUGCCAUCAGAGGCUGAAGAGUGCGAACAGCAUUUUCAAGCUACCCAUCGUCGUGAUGAAACGGGACGAUAUGUUGUCCAGAUGCCUUUGAAGGAAAAUGCUGCCGAGUUAACCGAUUCCCGUUCGAUGGCCCUCAAGCGUUUCUACAUUCUGGAAAGGAGGUUCGCACAGGAUCCAGAUUUGAAGCAACAGUACGUGGAGUUCAUGGCUGACUACGAGCGGCUUGGGCACUGUGAAGAGAUUAAGGGAGGUGAAGAUUCUGAAGGUGUUAAGUGGUACCUGCCUCACCACGCCGUCUUGCGUCCGUCGAAUACUACGACCAAAUGCCGAGUAGUAUUUGAUGCCUCGGCCAAGGUGAAUGGACUUUCUUUGAAUGACGUAAUGAUGGUCGGGCCGUUGAACCAAUGCGCUCUGGAUGAAAUUUGUCUUCGUUUUCGAAUUCCCCGCUACGUCCUGACGACGGACGUGGCGAAGAUGUACCGUCAGGUGCUGCUGGACAAGAGUCACCGGCGUCUGCAGAGAGUAUUCUUCAGGUUGGAUCCGUCAAGUCCGCUCCGAGUGUUGGAGCUGAAGACCGUUACAUACGGUACGGCGUCUGCGCCUUUCUUGGCAACAAGGGCGUUGCUGCAGUUGGCAAAGGAUGACGGCCAUAAGUUUCCAUUGGCUGCAGAAAUAGUAAAGGAAUGCUUCUACGUGGAUAAUGCGCUUUUCGGGUUCGACGACAUUAAGGAUGCCCAAGAAGCGCAGUCGCAGUUGGUCCAAAUGCUGGAGGGAGGAGGAUUCCAUUUGCACAAGUGGGCCUCAAACUGCUCGGAACUGAUGGACUCCAUACCGGAAGCAGAACGCGAGGAGCUGGUCAGCUUUGAAGAAAUGGAGGUCAACGACGUGAUCAAAACGCUUGGUCUGCUUUGGAACCCGUCUGCCGAUGAAUUGGUCUUCGUCGCCAAACCGCCUCCGGACAUCGAGAACCCCACGAAGCGUCAAGUGCUGUCGUUGGUGGCAAGCAUGUUCGAUCCGCUGGGAUUGGCUGCGCCAGUGAUCGUCGUCGGGAAGAUGCUGAUGAAGAAGAUAUGGUGUGAGAAGAUCGAUUGGGACGAAGAACUGAAUGAAGAGUUGAAAAAGUGUUGGAACUACUUCCUAAAGUGCUUAAGUGAUGUGAAGAAGAUCCAGAUUCCUCGUCAAGUGGUGGCCCCUACGGCUUCCGCUUUCGAAAUCCAUGGAUUUGGAGAUGCCUCUCUGGAAGCGUAUGGAGCCUGCGUCUACAUAAGAUCGGUGGUUCCAGGAGAGUCCCAUGUGGUGAAGAUUUUGACUGCAAAGUCGAAGAUAGUGCCAAAAUCAGUGCUAACGAUUCCACGCAAAGAACUCUUGGCAGCAUUACUGCUGCAUCGUUUGGUGAAAAGGGUGAUAGCCACCUUGAAGAUGCCGUUCCGGCAAGUGGUACUGUGGUCGGACAAUCAAAUUGUGCUUGCGUGGCUGAAGAAGAAACCCGAACAGUUAGAAGUGUUUGUAAGAAACAGAGUGUGUGAAAUUACCUCUAACGGAAAUGACUUUGAGUGGCGGUAUGUGAACACUGCAGACAAUCCCGGUGACAUUGUGUCCCGCGGCCGUUCCGCCGAAGAGCUAGCCAGUAGUGAUCUUUGGUGGAAUGGUCCAGCGUUCUUGAAAAGUGAAAACUAUGAUAUGGACAUUCCGGCACCGUUGCCUGACGAAGACGUUCCUGAGCUCAAGCCUACUGUAGUCGCAAGCGCUAUGGUGGAGCCUGACGUGCUGCCUGUGUUCGAGAAGUUCGAGAGUUUCCGCAAGCUGCAGCGAGUGGUGGCCUACGUGCUGCGCUUCUGCGGGAACUGUAAAGAAAGUAAGGAGAAACGGGUGGUAUCAACAUUUCCAACGAUAACCGAGAUGCAAGCUGCUAUGAAGGUAAUAGUACGGGUAGUGCAGCGUCAAGAAUUUGCCCAGGAAAUUGCCAAGAUGAAGUCAGGUGAGUCUCCUAAAAAUCUUAAGAGUUUGAACCCCUAUUUCGACGAUGGAGUUCUGCGUGUGGGUGGCCGUCUGCGCCACUCAACUCUGCCGUAUCUCACCAAACAUCCAUGGAUUCUGCCUCACCGGAACGCCGUGGUUGAAAGUUACAUCCGAUGUGUCCACCGCGAAAAUUUGCAUAUUGGACCUUCCGCAUUAUUGGCAACUUUGCGCAGACAAGUUUGGAUUUUGCACGGUCGCUCCGCGGUGCGCAAAGUUACUCGCAGCUGCGUUCGCUGCUUCAAGGUGAAUCCCACUACAGCUGACCAGCGCAUGGGAGAUCUUCCGUCAAGCCGUUGUGAUCGAGCUCCCGCGUUCCAAAGGGUGGGAUUGGACUUUGCCGGCCCUUUCUUCAUUAAGCAAACUGGUAGGAAGGCUGCUCCGGUAAAAGGGUAUGUUUGCGUUUUCGUCUGCAUGGUGACCAAGGGGAUCCACCUCGAGGCAGUUGAGAAUUUGACGUCUGAAGCAUUCAUCGCUGCGCUGCACAGAUUCGUGUCCCGUCGUGGCGUCCCGGAAGAGCUGUUUUCUGACAACGGGACCAAUUUCGUGGGUGCCAAGAAGGAACUGCACGAGUUGUUCAACCUGUUUAAGGAGCAAGCAACAGAAAGGAAGAUUUUUGAAUUUUGCCAACCAAGGGAGAUUCGUUGGAAGAUGAUUCCCCCAGGCGCACCUCAUAUGGGUGGCCUUUGGGAAGCAGGUGUAAAGAGCACAAAAUCCGUCCUGAAGAAAACUUGCAACACCGCUUCUCUGAAUAUGAUGGAGUUUUCGACGCUUCUCUGUCAAAUCGAGGCCCUCCUAAAUUCGCGGCCUCUUUACGCCCACUCGGAAGAUGGCAUGGAUCCGGAACCCCUAACUCCGGGUCAUUUUUUGGUUGAUCGGCCAUUGACCGCAAUACCGGAACCCACGUACGAGGAGGUACCAGUCAACAGGCUGUCCCGCUGGCAGUACGUGCAACUUCUACGAGACAACUUUUGGAAUCGUUGGUAUCGUGAGUACCUGGUGGAACUUCAGGUACGAACAAAGUGGACCAGGAAGACUGCCAACGUCCUGCCUGGAAUGGUGGUGAUGAUUAAGGAGGAUAACUUACCGCCACAAGUCUGGAAGAUUGGAGUCGUCGAUAAGGUUUUCCCUGGAGCGGAUGGCUUCACCCGGGUCGUCGAUCUCCGGACUCGAUCCGGAAUACUAAGGCGGCCAAUUCACAAGCUGGCCCCGCUUCCAAUCCUGGAUAAUUCUACAGCUUGA
Molecule: messenger RNA, 5301 nt
Organism: Aedes albopictus (Asian tiger mosquito)
Lineage: Eukaryota; Metazoa; Arthropoda; Insecta; Diptera; Culicidae
Exons: 1
Coding region: 1-5301 (1766 amino acids)
Biological process (GO): DNA integration
Molecular function (GO): zinc ion binding; nucleic acid binding
Source: RefSeq, a predicted model, not a curated record